Messenger RNA from Physcomitrium patens, 1072 nucleotides. RefSeq names its product coatomer subunit zeta-2. Gene Ontology annotation, biological process: retrograde vesicle-mediated transport, Golgi to endoplasmic reticulum; intra-Golgi vesicle-mediated transport; intracellular protein transport. Gene Ontology annotation, cellular component: COPI vesicle coat. NCBI's taxonomy places the organism in Eukaryota, Viridiplantae, Streptophyta, Bryopsida, Funariales, Funariaceae. The record is from RefSeq and is a predicted model, not a curated record.
UCGAUUGCGGACUCGGAGAUUGUUGCUGCCACGCGAGAGAUUCCAGAUCGGUUUUCACCUUGAACCACUCCAGAUCUGCAGCUCCUCUGUUCCAAUGUGAUAGCAGAAGAAUUGUGGGGUUGUCAUUUUCAUCAGCCAGAGUGGGUGUUAAACUCGCGACAGUCAGUGUCGAUUGUUUUUCUCAAAAUGGAUGUCUCUAUUUCGUUGGUGAAGAACGUGAUACUUCUAGAUUCUGAGGGGAAGCGCGUGGCUGUCAAAUAUUUUUCGGAUGACUGGCCUGGCUUGUCGGCUAAAUUGGCCUUUGAGAAAUCUAUUUUCACGAAGACGCACCGAACAGGUGCUCGUUCAGAAGCGGAGAUUGGGCUGUUGGAUGGUUAUAUUGUCGUGUACAAGUUCAUCUCCGACCUCCAUUUCUACGUGACCGGAGGUGAAGAUGAGAACGAAAUUAUUGUGGCCACAGUUUUGCAAGGAUUCUUCGAUGCUGUUUCACUACUUCUCAGGAACAACGUCGACAAGAAAAAUAUCUUGGAGAAUUUUGAUCUUGUUCUCCUUUGUCUCGAUGAGAUUGUGGAUGGCGGAAUUAUAUUGGAGACGGAUGCGAAUGUUAUUGCUAGCAGAGUGGCGAUGCGGGGUGCUAAUGAUGACGUACCCCUAUCAGAGCAGACAAUCUCUCAGGCACUCGCAACAGCGAAAGAGCACUUUGCAAGAUCACUGCUCAAGUAAAACAUUGGGCGUAGAAUGUUCAUGACGAAGUAGUAGAGAAUUUUGGCACUUUCCGAACUUCCUAGAACAAUACAACGCCAAUCCUAGUGAUUUUUAGCUUGGUGCAGUGUAUGAACUCCUUUUUACGAAUGCACACCCCCAUCAUUGUUUCUUCUUCUUAGAACAGCCGUUUUUUUUUCGUAGGGAUACAUUGACCUUAAAAUGCCACUGAAGAGCUCUGUUCACUAGAGAUUUCUGAAAUAGAAUAGGAUGCGCUGUGGUCAAAGCUUGUCUUGUGUCCACUGUAGUUUGUGGGCACAUUCUUUUCUAAUACAAGUAUAUUCUAGCGAAACAGUCGUUGAAACGUCUA